GGGGCUCAGUAGGUUAAGCACGUUCGCUCACAUAACCACCUGGGUUCUGGAAUUAAAAAUCUGUCAACAGUGGAAAAUGCAUACGGACUUGGCUUCCCAUUUGCACACGCCGGCCUGCAACAAACUAAUUGAGGAGCUUCAAGCUUGCCACGACAACAACGCUUUCGGCAGGUUCAUUGGGAUCUGCAACUCGAUUGACGACAAGGUGGUAAAGUGCCUGAAGGGUGAACGCAUCGCUCGCUCCGCCGCAAACCGAGCCAAGGCCCGCGAACAGCAAGCCAGAUACAAGGAGAGACUGCUGCAUGGAGACACCGAAUAGCAUAAUGGCAGCCACCGCGGAUCCCCUGGAAGCCUUCUACUUCGAGCACGAGGAGCAGCAGCGCAUUUGCGGCCAGCCGGUGAGCCCCCCAUCACAGAUGGCUUCGACGCGAACUAUCCCAGUGUCGUGGAUCGCUUCUUCACACGCUACU
Molecule: messenger RNA, 470 nt
Organism: Drosophila subobscura
Lineage: Eukaryota; Metazoa; Arthropoda; Insecta; Diptera; Drosophilidae
Product: COX assembly mitochondrial protein 2 homolog
Exons: 2
Coding region: 77-319 (80 amino acids)
Cellular component (GO): mitochondrion
Source: RefSeq, a predicted model, not a curated record